AAAGCACAUUUCCUCCUAUUGUUAGCGGGUGUUGAUACUGUCUAGGGAGAGGAGGGAGCGAGAGAGGGGGAGUGGGAACUGAGAGGGUGGGGAUAGAGGCAUGUUGGUGAGGAUACCGGCUGGUCUGGAAAGAAAGAAAGAAAGAAGGGAGGGGAAUUUCCAGGGCUCUUCAAGGCUACACUUAAAACUGCCAUCUGGAGGAAUGCUUCCAGUACCUUCUUUGUGUGUUUCAAAGGAGUGGACAGCCAAGAUGGCCCAUGCAUUGCCUUUGCUGUUGUUUGCAGUGCUCAAUGCUCUAAGCUGCCACAGUGAGGUGAGGGCCAGGGACCCUGACACUGAGGAGGAGGAGGCAGUAGGGCUUGGAGGAUGGGCAAAGCAGAUGCCUGGCACCUUUGGGACAGCUCACCUAACCAAACCACAUGAGCAUCAACAUCACGGCAUCUCAGCCUCAAUGCCAUCUGUUGGCACACCUCAAAACUCUGCACACCCCUCAAGAGAGACAGUACAUCCACCUACACACAGAGGAAACUGGUGCCCAUACGUUAACCACCGUGUGAUCACAUCAGCCGUACUCUAUGGCACUGAGACAAAAACAGUGAAAUCAGUGAACCCAUGUCCUGAUGGAACUCCUGACUGCCAACUCAACAAGUACAGGUUGUCCUCACGGCCUGUGUACAGGCAGAAGCAGACAGUGCUCUAUGCUUUGCAGUGGAAGUGUUGCCCAGGUUAUGGAGGACACAACUGCCAGGAGAAAGUAAAACCUCCAGAAAAUGAGAAGCAUGUUUCAAAGUCCAGUCAGGCCCCAUCAGAAAGCCAACAUUCUGAAGUGUCUAAGGUUAACGACAGUGAUGACUCAGAAGAUAAAAUGGUGACUGACCUGCUAGAGGAUAUGAGCUGGGAUGACAAACCUUUACAGGAGGCUCCCAUUCGUGACUCUUCACUUCCUGUUAUGUCUAACCAGAGCCCUGUUGGUGCCAGAGAAGGGAUCCCUACCUCUCAGCCUUUGCCGCUUCUUGAUUCAUCCAUACUGCUGUCAAUGCAUCAGUUAAUGUCAACUAUGAUGAAUCAGCUUCAGCCAGUGCUGGAAAGCUUCAAUCAGACACUGAUGCAUCUCUCUAGUCAGGUGGAUAUACUAUCUCAGGACUUGCAGCAGUUGCGACUCGAACAAGAAGACAACAGGUCCAACAGAGGUGAGGCUCACAGUGGAGCAUUUGAGGAGACACUAGAUCUCCAGGUCAGACAAAUGAAAACCCAACUGGAUACACAGAGAGCCCAGAUGGAGAAAGCAUUGCAGACCCAGCAAGAAUUGCUCCACCACAACAUAACAAAACUGAAGGAAGAGAUGGAUGAUCAGAUCAGACAGAGCAUGGAUGCACAGGUAAAUCUCCAGUCUCUAACUGGCUUGGUUGAGGAGGUGAGACUUGACCAGAAGAGGCUGGAAAAGGCAUUGCAGAGAGAGCAUGUGGAGUCUGGCAAACAGAGUGGAAGCCAGCCAGCACAGGAUUCAAGAAUGUGGCAAGCCAUCACUCGACUGGAUGAGAAUGCACAAAGCAACUCUGCACAGCUCAGCAGCUUGUCCGAGACCUCAAAAGACACAGCCAGAGCUGUAGAGGACCUGCAAACAGAACUACUGACCCUGCAACAGAGAGUAGAGAAGGUCAAACAGCGCUCGGAGGUUCACUUUGCAGAGAUAGGUCUGGAGGUGGAGGCCACCCGCGUCAGGGUGCUUAACAGCAUUAGUGAGCUUACAACUAAUGUAAGUGCACAUGACGGUCAGUUGACAGAAAUAGAGCUCAACUUGUACAACAUUUAUAAUCAGCUACAAAGAAACGAUUCACCAACUGCAGAGCAGGCCUGUAACUGUAAGUCAAUUGGAGAUUCACUGGUUAGAUUGGAACUGGAAGUGGCUAAUGUGACACAAUUAGCAAUGGAAAACCAGCUUGCACUUGAGAAUGCAGAGCUAGAGAGGAAUCAGGGACUUUGGGCCACUGAAAUAGAAGAUCUCCAUCAGGGUCUGCUGAAUAUGAAAGAAUCACUUGCUUUUGAGCAAGGUAGAAGCCGGAUUCUCAACGACAACAUGUCCCAGCUAAAGGCUUCACUUCUGCACAGCCAACAGGAGAUCCGUGACCUGAGAGAGAGGGAUGAGGCCAAGUUGAUUGAAAUCAGAGGCCUAUCCGCCACAUUUUCUUCACUCCUGAAUGAUGCUGUACGCCACUCUGAAGUCUUGGAAGUGCUACUAGGAGAGGAGGUUUUGGAAUUCACUCACUGGUCACAUAACCAACAGAAAGAGUUCAGUAUCCCGAAUCUUCUACAGAAAAUGCACUUGAUGCAGCAAAAGAUUGCGAGCCAUGAUAGGAGUCUGGUCUCUCUGCGGAGGAAGCAUCCUGAGAAAGAUGUGAUGAAUAGUGAUGACCCUGUGGCGUACUCAAAGUGGACCAACACAAAGAGCCAAGUGAGGGACUUAGAUAGCCACCAGGCUUCUUUAACGGAUCCUCCUACUGGAGAAGAUGAUGUGGACUACUCAGUCAGUGACUUCUGGAGUCUGGGAAAACAGGUGGAGCAAUUAGCAGGUAGAGUAUACCUGCUGGAAGAGCGCUGCGGCAACUGCACGGAGCCCUCUGGCGGUUCUGUUGUAGAACUGCAGGCAAAUGUCACAUCCCUAAAUCAAAGCCUGGAGAAUCAUUUGAGAACGUUUCAAAAACUGUUCAGUCAAACAGAAGAAUUUACCAGCUCGGCAAGAAGCCUGAAUUUGGAUGAGGUUUGGAAGCUGGUCAGGAGGAAAGAAGGAAAGAAAAGAAGGGGCCACCAAAACCAAGAACAGUUGGAGAGAGGAGGAGAAAAAUCUUCCAGUAGGCGAAGCAAAAGAUACAGUGAAGCAGAACAUGCUUCACUACAACAUUCCCCAGUUGUGUUCAUCACAAGCCUCGAUCACAGCAGAGGGCCAAACGGGGACCUCAGGUCAAGAAAUGUGUCUGUGAACCACGAUGCUGCUUUCAGUGCUACAUCAGAGGUGUUCCAGGCACCUGUGACUGGACUUUAUCUCUUCCUAGUGACAUUAGACUUUGAAAGAGGACAUUCAUUGGCUGUACUGAAGCGCAGUGGAGUUCCAGUGGCAUCCCUCAGACAGGAACAGCGGGAGAAGGGCGGGACAGUGAGUCGAGGCUGCCUGCUGGAGCUUCGGCAAGGGGAGACAGUGACACUAGAAAUGAUGCAUGGAUCAUUACGAAAAACACAGCCAGGGGAUAACACACUGUCUGGAUUAUUGCUCUUCAUUACAGAGUACAAGGACAUGCAGUGAAGAGAACUG
This is a messenger RNA of Myxocyprinus asiaticus (Chinese sucker), 3307 nucleotides long. Its product is annotated as multimerin-2-like. The transcript is spliced from 8 exons. Gene Ontology annotation, molecular function: protein binding. Lineage: Eukaryota; Metazoa; Chordata; Actinopteri; Cypriniformes; Catostomidae. The record is from RefSeq and is a predicted model, not a curated record. Bases 101 to 3298 code for a protein of 1065 amino acids.